Messenger RNA from Sander lucioperca (pikeperch), 890 nucleotides. RefSeq names its product glutathione S-transferase omega-1. The transcript has 6 exons. Bases 146 to 865 code for a protein of 239 amino acids. Gene Ontology annotation, biological process: glutathione metabolic process. NCBI's taxonomy places the organism in Eukaryota, Metazoa, Chordata, Actinopteri, Perciformes, Percidae. Gene Ontology annotation, molecular function: glutathione transferase activity; glutathione dehydrogenase (ascorbate) activity. Gene Ontology annotation, cellular component: cytoplasm. The record is from RefSeq and is a predicted model, not a curated record.
CCCCCCCCUUUCAUGCUAUUGGUUGAUACUUAUCUGACACGCUCAUACCGGAAGUGGUUUACACAUUCAAUAAUUCAACCCAACCUGUCUUCUCGGUCAUUCACAAACCUUCUCCGUCCUUGCCAAGGCCGUUUUCAGUGUUAACAUGUCUACUGAAAAGUGUUUCGCCAAAGGGAGUGCUGCACCCGGUCCAGUCCCCAACGGCUACAUCAGACUUUACAGCAUGAGAUUCUGCCCCUUCGCCCAGAGGACCAGAUUAGUGCUGAGUGCCAAAGGGAUCAAGCAUGACACCAUCAACAUCAACCUGAAAGACAAACCUGACUGGUUCCUUGAGAGGAAUCCCCUUGGUCUUGUCCCAACACUGGAGACACCUGCUGGGGAGGUGAUAUAUGAGUCUCCCAUCACCUGUGACUACCUGGAUGAAGUUUACCCUGAGAAAAAGCUGCUUCCUUCCUCUCCUUUUGGUAAAGCUCAACAGAAGAUGAUGCUGGAGCUAUUUUCCAAGAUAACACCAUACUUCUACAAGAUCCCAAUGGGAAGAAAAAACGGCCAGGAUGUCUCAGAACUGGAAGCUGAACUGAAAGAGAAGCUUUCCAAAUUAAAUGAGGACCUGGUUAACAAGAAGACCAAGUAUUUUGGUGGUGAUUCCAUCACAAUGAUUGACUACAUGAUGUGGCCGUGGUUUGAGAGGCUGGAGGUGUUUGAACUGAAACACUGCCUUGACAGCACACCUGAGCUGAAGAAGUGGACAGAGCGCAUGCUGGAUGACGCGGCUGUCAAAGCCACCAUGCACAGUGUGGACAACUACAAAGCCUUCUACAAGACUUACGUUGAGGGGAAACCCAACUACGACUAUGGCCUGUAGAAAAGAAGUGAUACAGGUGUUUUCA